GGGCCUUUCGUAUCACCUCGGUUCGGGGAGGCCGCGGCUCCGCCAUGGAGGACCCGGAGAGGGAGGCCGACGUGUCGGAGCUGCAGCGCCUGGUGGCAGUCGAGGAGCAGCGCGCCCGCCUCGCCGCUCAGGUUCACAACUUCAUGGAGGUCUGCUGGGAAAAAUGUGUUGACAAGCCAGGUUCCAAGCUGGACUCCAGAACAGAAACUUGCCUCGCUAACUGCGUCAACCGCUUCAUAGACACAACACUGUCCAUCACCAAUCGCUUUGCACAGAUAAUACAGAAAGGAGGCCAUUGACUGCCGCAUGGAGGAGGUCCCCUUUGGUCAACGGACUUAACAAGAUCCAGGUCUUUCACUGGACCCCUACUCUGUCAGUUGUUCUACCUCAGUGCAGCAAUGCUUGAAGAGCCAUUUGUGCAUGACUGUUCAUGCCUAAGUGGCAUUAGACUGGGUCACGUAGAACAAAAUCUUUGCUCCUUUCAAGCUAAUAAAUCAAGACUUGUCUAAACAAAUUGACUCUGUAGCAAAAAGUUAACUUCUCUGCUUUCUUCCUAAUGCAGGAUAAUAGGGAUAACAUGUACCCUCACGCUAAAUAGCAUGCUCUUAAAAUUCUCUCUCAAAGGUAGAAGUGUUUUCAGGAAAUCUUAGGGAAAAAUGGGGAGGGGAGAGAAAUUGUAAACUCAUUGCCGGAGGAGCUGUCUUCUUUUGUCCCCAUUUAUUAGCCUCUUUGAGCGAUCUUAUAGCUCACAUAGGCUCUCUUGUGUACUCUUUCCUCCUCCAUUUGAUGAGAACAGAAAAGUUGCUUUCCGAUUCAAAACUAAUUUGUACAGUAGUUACUGCUGCUGAUAAUGAUUGCAGUCAAAAUCAAUUCAGCCAUCCCAUUCUUUAUUUUGGAGUUUAUACUGCUUCGGUUCUAUUCUACGAACAUGCCAAUUUGUAUCGAAGCAUAUUUCUUAAUGAAUUGCUAUCUUCUAAUGAACACCUGUGAACCUGGUCAGCAUAUUUUAUCCUUGCAAAACACAUUUUCUGCCAUUUGAGGAAAGAGCUGUUUUCAAACAGAGCUUUCUAGAUCUGUGCCAGAGUGCUGAUUGCAAGUUCUACAAAUGUAACGUAGGAUUUCCUGGCUUGCACUUAAAGGCCAGGAACAGGUAUAGAUCCUUCACUCUGCCAUCCUCCCUCCAAAAGCUGGAAUUCCAUUUAUAGUGAGUGUGCUGUUGCUGUUCUUCAGAUUUAUUUUUGAAGCCCACCCCUUUCACAAUGCCUUUCCAAUCUAAGAGUGUCUCAUCUCCCCCACCUCCAAAAUAAUCAGUGCAUGUUUACAAUGGUGUAUAAAAUCUUAAAUGCUAUUAUAAAGACUCUUAAUUUUGA
Podarcis raffonei (Aeolian wall lizard) is the source of this 1370-nucleotide messenger RNA. RefSeq names its product translocase of inner mitochondrial membrane 8 homolog B (gene TIMM8B). The record is from RefSeq and is a predicted model, not a curated record. NCBI's taxonomy places the organism in Eukaryota, Metazoa, Chordata, Lepidosauria, Squamata, Lacertidae. Bases 45 to 299 code for a protein of 84 amino acids. The transcript is spliced from 2 exons.